CCCUCUCCAGCCAAACCCACACCCUCCUCCGCUCGCUCGCUCGCUCUCCUUCCCCUCCCCAAUGGCGGCCUUCGCCUCCACCUCCCCCUCGCCGGCGAUCUCCACCUCGGCCUGGCGCAUGGACUCCCUCCGCGCCGCGCUCCCCGCGCUCCGCCCCUCCCCGUCGGCGGCCGUCCGGCCUCGCAGGCAGGCGGCCUCCGCCGCCCCGUUCCUCCGGAGCUCCUUCGUCUCCACGUCCUCCGCCUCGUCCUCCGUCUCCCCCGCCCCGAUGUCCUCCGCGGCCUCGGCGUCGCUCGCCUUCUCCUACACCUCCUCGUUCUCCGUGGAAUCAAGCUUUGCGCACCGACUGUUUGGCACUGAUGUCCGUGGAAGGAUACUGGCAAUGAGGCACGGGAAGCGCAUUCCUAGGCUCAACAGGCCUGCAGAUCAGCGGAAAGCACUCCUGCGUGGGCUGACCACACAGCUGCUGAAGCACGGGAGGAUAAAGACUACUAAGCCAAGGGCAAAGGCGAUGAGGAAGUGGGUUGACAAGAUGAUCACGAUGGCGAAGGAUGGAUCUCUUCACAAGAGGAGGCAGGCCCUGGGGUAUAUUUAUGAGAAGCACAUAGUCCAUGCACUGUUUGCUGAGGUUCCAGACAGGUACGGGGAAAGAAACGGGGGCUACACAAGGAUCAUCCCGACAUUCCCAAGGCGGGGAGAUAAUGCACCUAUGGCUUACAUCGAACUUGUCUAGAGAGUCAUCCAUUGGUUGCAGUCCAUCCAUCGACACUGCUCAAGCCGGGUGUCUGCGAAUCACCUUUUGAACCUGUGUUUUCAUAUGUUAUUUUGUAACAACAAAGUGUAGAUCAUGUCACGGAAUUUCUGAACAAACGAAUGUCAUCCUGUAACUGCCAGAUCAGUGUGCAAUACUAGUAUUUUGGAAUGUCUCCUUACUGUAAUCUGUUUUCUUUCAA
Molecule: messenger RNA, 953 nt
Organism: Triticum dicoccoides
Lineage: Eukaryota; Viridiplantae; Streptophyta; Magnoliopsida; Poales; Poaceae
Product: 50S ribosomal protein L17, chloroplastic-like
Exons: 3
Coding region: 62-733 (223 amino acids)
Biological process (GO): translation
Cellular component (GO): cytosolic large ribosomal subunit; ribosome
Molecular function (GO): structural constituent of ribosome
Source: RefSeq, a predicted model, not a curated record